Camarhynchus parvulus is the source of this 2249-nucleotide messenger RNA. It is a transcript of the gene PLCXD1, whose product is annotated as phosphatidylinositol specific phospholipase C X domain containing 1. The transcript has 7 exons. The record is from RefSeq and is a predicted model, not a curated record. Gene Ontology annotation, molecular function: phosphoric diester hydrolase activity. Gene Ontology annotation, biological process: lipid metabolic process. Bases 162 to 1175 code for a protein of 337 amino acids. Lineage: Eukaryota; Metazoa; Chordata; Aves; Passeriformes; Thraupidae.
CACCUUCCUCAAACCUGCGGCCGCUGGAGCCGGGCGGGGCAGCUCCGCCCCGCCUGGUGCGGGGCCCGGGCGAGCUGGGCUGCGCACGGCUUCCCGAGGAGCCGGCAUGGACACGGAGUCGUUCCUCGGAAACACCCUAUGAAGUCCCAGAGCACAUACCAAUGGAAGGUCCUUUGCAAACCUUCGUUCACGUGUGCCAUGAAAACGGUCAAUGGAUGUCACAGUUACCAGAGAAGCUCUGGGAUAUUCCCCUCUAUAACUUAGCUCUUCCAGGGAGUCACGAUACUAUGACCUACUGUUUGGAUAAAAGCUCUGCUGUUAGUGGCAAUGAGUCCAAGCUGGUGAAGUUUUUAAACAAAUGUCUGCCCUGCAUUGUGCGCCCCAUUAUCAUGAAGUGGUCUAUAACACAGGUCCUGACUGUGACAGAGCAACUUGAGGCUGGAGUUAGAUACCUGGAUUUCAGGAUUGCCCACAAGGCUAAUGAUCCUUCUAUGAAUUUGUACUUCGUGCAUAUGGUUUACACAACUGUUACUGUGCAGGAUAUUCUGUGGCAAAUAUUGAGGUGGUUAGAAACUCAUCCUCAGGAAGUUGUUAUCAUAGCCUGCAGGAAUUUUGAUGGAUUAACCAGAAGACUUCAUAAUCAUCUUGUUGCCUGUAUAAAAGAGAUCUUCCAGUGUAAACUGUGUCCUAGAAAUGUGGUGCCCACACUGCGGACCAUGUGGCACCUUGGCCACCAGGUUAUAGUCUCGUAUGAAGAGGAGGUGGAACUGGGGAAGCACUGUGAGCUGUGGCCUCCCAUCCCAUACUGGUGGGGAAACAAAACCUCCACUCGUGCUCUUAUCCGGUAUUUGGAGCGCAUGAAGCGGAUGGGCCGGCCAGGAAAAUUCUUUGUGGCAGGAAUUAAUCUUACUGAAAAUUUAAGGUAUAUUCUCGUACACCCAUUUGGAUCAUUGAAGAAAAUGACACUCCAGAGUCUUCCAUGUUUGAAAAUCUGGAUAAAGCAGCAGUAUCCAGGACCAAAAAGAAAAUGUAUUAACAUCAUUGCUGGAGACUUUAUAGGAAACAAUGAUUUUGUCAAAGAUGUGAUAGAACUUAACACAAAAAUUAAUCCUCCAUUGCUCUGUCAAAGUGAAGUGGAACAAAUAGCAUUUAGUUCUCAGCUUCCCAAUCUAUGAAAAGUUGAAAAGGCUUUGUCUGCAUUUAUUGUGCCCUGCUGUAAACAUCCUGAAUCCCAUAAAGGUCCACUUAAAUUAAACCAGUAAUGCUUUCAAGGCUUAGUAGGAAAAGGUCUCUCAACACCAUCAGGGUUUUGAGGCCUUUGGACAGAAACGAGGGCAGGUACUUUGCUGAAGUCUCUAAAGAACUACGGCAUAGGUGUAAUUUCUUUGGAGAUGCUUUGAUUCUGUAGCAACUGGCAAUACUAAAAGUCCCAAGAACUCAAUCUUAUUUUUCAUAGGACUAAGAAGGAGGAAAAUAUCAGUAGGUGCACGAUUUAGUGGUAAGAUUUUAUCUUUCUUAUAAUUGUAAGGACAUUCUGCACUAAUUGCAACCCAAAUCCUUACUCUUUUAUAUCAGUCUGAAAUUGACUUGUUGGUUUUCAUAGUUUCUAUUAAAUAAACAAAAGGAACAGUUUAAAAUAUUUUUAAUAUCUCAGAGAUGCUGCACUGACAAUCCAAUUUGAAAUUAUCUUACAUAUACACACCAAUGUGCUGAGUAUCAGUUGUGAGCUACCUUACAAACAGGGUAGCCCCAAAGUUAUUUGGAAUUUUUAAGAGGUAAUUGAAUUUGCACUUAGUCAUGCCAGUUCUGCAGGGAUAAAGAUACCAAAAUGAGGCCCUUACACAGUUUGUCUGUGGCAGUUAAACAUUUUACUAGGUGUUGCCUAAGUAUGCCUUACACUGAAAAUAAACACAGAGGAAACAAAUUCCUGAUCUUAACUUAAACUGCCCUAGAAAUACAGAUUCUUGGCUUCUAUCAUGCUCAUUUGGGGUUUCACACCUGGUCUGUUAUUUAGCUAUUCUAGUAGCUCUGUAAUUAUUUUUCCUCUCACUAAGUAGUUUUUGCCUAUGUCAAAACUAAGAGGUUUAUGUUAUUUCCCAUCGCAUACUAAAAUUCUGUUUUUCUAAAUGAACAGUGUAAUAACAGAUCAUCAUGAAAGCAAGAAAAAUGUCAAACAUCAGGACUAAAAUAAAACCAAUUAUUGUGUAAAGUUCACUAUGCAACUUCAUCCAUAUACCUCACUUUUGAGA